UUUCCUUUGAGCUUCUAGAUUUCCCUGAAAAAUGAGAAUUUUCAAGACAAUGUCGUUAGGUGUGGUGUGGAAAGAGUUUGCUGGGCUUUGAGCAGUCCCAAUCGACGGCCAUGGCCGAGCACCGUGGAGUUGCUGAUCGUGUUGCUGAGUGGAACAGAAUGAUUUUCUCUGGCACGCCGACAGCUAGUCCGGCUCCUGCCAAGGGCAGGUCCCUAGAUUUUGAACCACCCAGUGCCGGAUCUGCAAGUCCUCAGGCUCAGGACAACAGUCAGAGAGAUUUGGCCGAACCUCAGGAUGAACAGCGAACUGGCAGCAAGAAACGGCAAUCUGGGAGUAUGUCCUUGCACGGAAAGGAUCGCAAACAUAAAUCACCCAUACCGUCACCUAAGGGACGAACGGAGUCAAGCAGGUCUAGAUUUGCAUCUCGAUCAUUCAUGACCACACCACACGACUCGAAGCCAUCCCGGCCUAGAUACCAGCCCAAUCCAAGCGCAGGCAAACCACUGACACAAACCUCGUCGGGAGACAGGCUGACUACGCGGCGUACACAUAAGCAGGAAACCCUAUUCUUUGGUGAUGGCUUGUACGACUUGUCGACUGAGUACAAUGAAGAAGUAUCGCAGUUCAAAGAGAGCCUUGCCACGGUACGCCAGCAGUACAGCUGCUCCGAUGCGUCUACAAAUCCCGGCCAUGCGUAUAGUCCUGCGGUUGCUUGGAUGCCCAUCGGCAAUUCGACUCUCAACCUUACAAUCUCUGUUGCAACGCAUCCACGUCCGCUGCGCAUAUCUGUUGAUGCUUCUUGCACCGUAUCCGACGUCCUGACGCAGAUCGUCAUGCAGGAGAACUGUGCGAUUCCCGCCCCAGAGCAAAAACCCAGUCGCUCUGCCACACUCUGCAUGCAACGUUCGAGUUCGGACGUACAGCCAGGGUCCGCUGCUUCAGUGGCAGUGGGAACCGUUUCCAGUGCUGGUGAUGUCCCCGCUGCAGCAGCGGGUCCGAAGCGCAACAGCGCCGCGUCUAUAUUCUCGCAUAACAGUAGAUCGAAAACCCGCCCACUAAGCCUCAGUCCAGACACGAAGGCUCCGUUGCAGAGCAAUGGCCGGCGGAACUCACCAAUGGCGCGGACAACCAACGACCGGAACAAUGCCACUGAUUCUGCGCCGCCAACUGUCAACGACAAGGCAGUUACGACGAGCUAUCACGUGACAACGGAGCGACUUCUCGGCCCGACGAAAAGCCUGGUCCUCAAGGUGGCCGGCCAGGCUGAGAUUCUCAAGCAUGAUGUGAAGAUUGGCCUUUACCAGUACGUCCAUCAUUGCCUGCGCUUCAACAGGCCUAUUCACUUUGAGGUACUGGCCAAGCAGUCGUUGAACUCCCUGGAAAGAACGGCUGAUGACGAUGCGUACGAUAGUAGGCCGCAGCGUUUCGCCAGCUUCAUGCCAAUCGCAGAAACCACAUCUAUUAGCAAACGUGGUUUGGAUGUAUUGACAGAAACGUUCGGCAAGGAGUGCGAUCGCUUGGUGAAAUCUAGCCCAAGUGACCUUGUGCAGAACUGUGAUCGGGUCCUGCAGACUGCCAAGGCGUUCGUCGUUAGUCUCGCGUCCGUGGAGAGCUGUGCUCUGACCGAGAGUCUGACACUCCUGAAGUGCAUCUGCAGCGUCUCGGCAAAGUCGAACGACAUGGAGAAAGUGAAGAAGACGGUAACCGAAGUUCGCAAUGUAGUGGCCGAGGAGGUGAAGACCUAUUGUCAAGCGUUUGAACUCGGCGUGGACCCGCAGCUGGUCGACAUCUCGUCGCCUUGCGUUUCGCUGCGCGAUGUUGAGAAGGACUUCAAGCUCUCUGUCCACGUCUCCAGUGCUCAUCGGUUACGUAUGAAGGAGCCAGUUGGUUUGAUGGUGUCCUUGGAACAUGCGGGUCAGCUGUUGACGGCACCCAUCAAGACUGAACUGGUCGCACCCAGCGACAAGCUCUUCCUGGAUAGUGCUAUUUGGAACACGUGGUUGGACUUCAUACCGCUCGUCAAUGUGCCGAGAGAAGCAAUGGUUCGCUUCGUUCUUUUCAAGCAGCCGGACAAAGACACUGACUACGAGAAAGAACUGCCCGCGUCUCCUGUCCAGUCGAGUAUCGGCGAGGGCGUGCACCCCAUCGGCUGUAUAGCCGUGCCGGUCUUUAACUUCAAGGGACGCCUGGUGACGGGAAAGCAAAUGCUGGGGCUAUGGCCGUAUCACCAAUAUCCGCCAUACGGCUUUGUCUCCAGCAACAUCAUUGACAAGGAGAGCGUCAUUAUCCAGUUCAAGAUCGGUUUUCCUGGCAUGGAGGUCUCAUUCCCGCCACCGGACCCAUUUGAAACGAUGGAGUCGACUGAGAAGGAGAGGCCUAGCUCUCCGUUCAAGGACAGCGUUGAGCAUGCAAUACGUAUGAUCAUGACGAAAGGAACAGCGGAAAGCCUGGGGGACGCGGAGAAGAAGUGGCUAUGGAACCAGCGGUACCUGUGCUGGCGGCAGGUCUGCACCACGAGUCCGCAGAGCCUGGGCCUGUUCCUGUCGGCCGUGCCCGACUGGUCGCUGCACGAAGCCGGCCUGGCUCAUGCGCUGGCCAGGAGCUGGCCGAGUAUUGCGCCCACCGACGCCCUCGGUCUGCUGGACGGACAACUUGCGGACUCCGUGAUACGAGGCAUUGCAGCGGACAAGUUGCGCGGCUGUCCGGAUUAUAUGCUCUGUGAUAUUCUUCCCCAGCUGCUUCAGGCUGUCAAGUUUGAUCAGGGACAUUUGUCAUCGCUUGUACUGAUGCUGUUUCAGCGUGCGAUAAGUAGUGUAACAGUAGCGCACCGACUGUACUGGAAUCUGCAUGUGAUGCGGACAGACAAGUACUUUGGCAAGCGGUUUGACCUACUGCACGCCGGCUUGCAGCUGCUUGUUGGCAGUGCACUUCGACAAGAACUAGACGGAGAGCUUCGCCUGAUGGAGAAGCUCAACACGGUUGCCAAGGAGUUCAAACUCAUACCGCCGGCAAGCAGAGCGGGUGUACUGCCUGGUGUGCUGGAGAAGGGCACUACGGAUAUUGACUGGCCUGUUCGACUUCCCCUUAGCCCCGGCAUGGAAGUCUCCGGUCUCCGUAUUGAGAAAUGCACCUAUUUCUCCUCAAACGCGGCGCCGCUCAAGUUGACUUUCGCCAAUGUCAACCCAAGCAUGCCUGACAUCAGUGUCAUAUACAAGGUCGGAGAUGACUUACGGCAAGAUCAAAUAGUGCUGCAGAUGUUGCGGAUCAUGGACAACCUCUGGCAAGAGGAUGGUUUAGACUUACGCAUCAUCACCUACCAGUGUCUAGUGUUCUCUGAGGACAGUGGCAUGCUGGAAAUUGUCGACUCCGCUGCGACAAUGCGCGAGAUUCAGACAAUCGACGGUGUGACGGGAUCCUUCAAGGACUCGGCUCUGCUCAGCUGGUUAUCACAUCACAAUACGACCCCGAACGACCUGCGCCUGGCGGUGGAAAACUUUACGCGCUCGUGCGCCGGAUUCUGCGUGGCAACGUACAUCCUGGGUGUGUGUGAUCGACACAACGACAAUAUCAUGAUUCGGCGUAGCGGUCAUCUCUUCCACAUCGACUUCAGCAAGUUCCUGGGGAAUGCGCAGAAGUUUGGCUCCUUCAAGCGUGACCGAACACCAUUUGUGCUUACGCCGGACAUGGCAUAUGUCAUCAACAACGGCGAGCAGAUCAGCCCCAACUUCCAGGAGUUUGUGGACAUCUGUUGCCGCGCGUUCAACAUCCUGCGCCACCACACCAGCCACCUGGCUAACAUCCUGACGCUGAUGCGAACGUCCGGCAUGGAGGAGCUUGCACAGCCCGAUGAUGUCCAGUACGUGAUCGACGCGCUCAUGCCAGAGCUGACUGACAUCGAGGCUACCACUGCGUUUACUCGAAUGAUCGAAGAGAGCCUGAAGAACUGGUUCACCAAGUUCAAUUUCUUUAUCCACAACCUUGGGCAGCUGAAAUCAUCGACGGCAGAGCUUGAGUCGGCAAUUCUCUCCUUUUGCCCAAAGAACUUUGCUGUGGCAGACACUGGAGCUGUGGUGUCAGCCCAGAUCCAGCGUUACAAUCGCAAAGACGUUCCAGAGACUCACUACAUCUAUGCUAUUGAGGUGGUAUGGGAUGACAGUUGCGACAUCCCCGGUCCCAAUAGCAAAGUGGUGUAUCGUCGCUUCCGUGAGUUCUACGAGCUGCAGAGCAAGCUGCAGGAGCUGGUUGGGCCCAAUUUUGAGCUGCCACAGCUGCCCGGAAAGCUGAUCCUGCGGCGGUCCAACACGGUGGAGGUUGCUGCCAAGCGAAUGGAGGCGCUCAAUGUCUACAUGAUGAAGUUACUCUCGCUGAACCCAUUUAUCAGCCAGUCGGAUCUCGUCGUGACCUUCUUCACGCACUUUGUGCGCGAUGGUAUCAACAGUGAAGCGGAGAAGUAUGCCAGCAACAAUCAAAGCCAGGUGUCCGGCUCUAUCAAGCUGUCAAUCACCUACAAGAUGCGUGCGCAGAAACUCAUCGUUGUGGUCGGCCAUGGGAAGCAACUGGCCAGGACCGUGAGCGGCACGUUACCAGAUCCGUACGUCAAGCUGUACAUGAUUCCCGAUCCGCUCAAGUCGUCGAAGAAGAAGACCCGCGUGAUGAAGAACACGCAGCACCCGACCUUCAACGAGUCCUUCUCCUUCGACCUGUCGUCGUUCUCGAAGGUCAGCUUACAGGAUCGGCAGCUCCAGGUGACCGUGUGGCAUCAUGAGACAUUAUCGAAGCACUUCCUCGGAUGCGUACACAUUGAUAUGCGCAACAUCCUGAAGCAGGCAACUGAAGAAACUGUGACAGAAUGGCACAAACUGCAGCCAAUGUUCUCCUAAUGCCUAGCUGCAUAUAAUGGUCCUGUUGAUAACCGCUAUCCAGCACUAGGUGUUGAUAACCGCUGUCCAGCACCGUAUAUACGUGUUGAUAACCGCUAUCUAGCGCUGUUGCCAUUGCUAUCAGCCUUUCAUUGUCAUUGUUCAAAUUCCCGCGUGCUUUUCUGUAUUUGCUCAAGGGCGAACGUUAACCCCAUCGCCUGGUCUCUCUCUCUCUCCUCUCUCUCUCUCUCUCUCUCUCUCUCUCUCUCUCUCUCUCUCUCUCUCGGUCUGCCUCUACUCGCCUCCCUCCCUGCUGACAAACAACAUAUGUGUACAAAUAUCACCACACUGCUGUGGUUUGUUUUUUAAUGCACACAGAGGCUCUCUAGCUACUGUGGCCAUGCUAACGGAAAUCUCUCUCUCUCUCUCUCUCUCUCUCUCUCUCUCUCUCUCUCUCUCUCUCUCUCUCUCUCUCUCUCUCUCUCUCUCUCUCUCUCUCUCCGUGCGUUCUCUACUUAGUAUUUACCUAAUAUUUUCCUUUCUCUCUGUAAUGCCUUGUUUUGCUGGUGUUGAUUGUGCAUAUAGAGCACACUUUUGCUCAGCUCUGUACAUUGUACAUAGGAAGUAGCUGGCGGGAGGCUUGUGCAGCAGGCCAGUGAUUACACCCCUGCUUUAAUAACCCUUAUUUUCUAUACAGAUUCCUUAUCGUUUUACUUUUAUGGUUCACCCAAUGUUCUAUCGACGGGCAUUUUCACUAGAUUCGCGAUACCGUCAUUUUGCUGCACACGUUCUUAGAUGCUUUCUUGAUUCUCAAAUUUAUAUGAUCAUAAAUAUUUUCUGGGAGCACAGAGAAUUUACGGCUGCCCUCUAGCUCUAGCUCUUAUUUAUAUCAGCGGUGCUCGAAUGCACGUGCCACGUGGUAAUUAUUUACGGAUUUCCCUUAGUCACGGCUGCGUCUUGUCUUUGGAUUGAUGUUUGUAUGUAUACGCACAAUCAUGGACAUGUACCCGUAUCAUUUACUGGGCUGAAAUGCCAUGUGUGCACCUUCACAUUCCAGAGUGCAUUCGUUCAUGUCGAUGUUAUUCAUACUAUUAUUAUUAUUUGAAUGAUUCUCCAGAGGAUGCUGGGAGUUUUGUAUGCCGUUGAAAAAGGAAGGAGUAUGAACAAGGA
Molecule: messenger RNA, 6029 nt
Organism: Sycon ciliatum
Lineage: Eukaryota; Metazoa; Porifera; Calcarea; Leucosolenida; Sycettidae
Product: phosphatidylinositol 4-phosphate 3-kinase C2 domain-containing subunit alpha-like
Exons: 36
Coding region: 111-4880 (1589 amino acids)
Biological process (GO): phosphatidylinositol-mediated signaling; phosphatidylinositol 3-kinase/protein kinase B signal transduction; cell migration
Cellular component (GO): cytoplasm; plasma membrane; phosphatidylinositol 3-kinase complex
Molecular function (GO): phosphatidylinositol binding; 1-phosphatidylinositol-4-phosphate 3-kinase activity; 1-phosphatidylinositol-3-kinase activity
Source: RefSeq, a predicted model, not a curated record